UAUGAUCACUUUUCACAUGACCGAUGGUCACUCGUCAUCGCCCAUUUUUCGUCUGUUUAUGACAAUUUUGGGCUAAAAUAUUACUUUUAGUCCGUAUAUCAAGUUAUUUAAUCAUUAAAAAUGGCGUUUAGCCGUUUUGUGUUAUCGUUUGCAUUAUUAUGUGUUGCGUCUAGUUUGGCCUCGGUGAGUGUACCUGUUUUGCUAUGGGGUGAUUUAGCUGGUCCUUCAAUGAAAUCUAACCCUCUUGGAGAGGUAACUCAAUCAGAAUUCGAGGACAUACUGAAUAAUGAGCUUAAGGAUGACCAAUUCACCGUCGUGUUCAUCGAUGAAUCGCUAUCCGUUGAGGACUUUUCACGUAAGAACUCCGAAGGAAAAACCUCAUUUCCAUAUCUGAAAUCAAAUAUUGCUGAGGCCUUAUACUUACCAGCUGUAGAUAAUGUGUUGGAAGUAUUCCACAAAUACUCUGAUUCAAACGCUGAUCAUGUGACCUUGACAGAAAAUGGCCUAUCUGCCGAGAUUGAGAAGGAAAACGUGAAAUAUCUAUUUAUCAACUUAAGGGAUGCUCGCGAGGGUGAGUCUAGAGCUGAUAUGCUUUUGCGUCACAACGAUUUUAUGGAGGCCAUGGUUAGUAAGCUGCAAGAGCAAUAUGACAAAGUAGCUGCUAUUUACACUGGAGAGUUCCCCUCAUGGACCAUUCCAGAAAGCCAUUUACGUACUCGCCGUGCAACACCAGGUGUGUUCUACAGCACAGCUUUGAACGGCCUUAGAUUCUAUGCUAAGGAUAUAAUCAUCACUAGCAAGGCAGGAGAAUUCAAUCUUACUGGUCUUUCUGGAGGUACUACAAACUUUAAUGAAUCUGUCAUGCAGGCUACUCUGAACUUUAGCAAUGGAUCCCUUAUUUUGAACUUUGAGUCAAAAUUAGGAUACUGGUUCUUGGAUUCCAUUACAUACAAUGGUGAGGAAUUGACAACAAAUUCUGAGGUGUAUGCCAUCCUUGGGUUCUCAUACCGUUGUGGCCAGACUGCCAUCUUCUCAAAAGUUAACGACACUGAACAGACAACUGUUAUGUUCCGAGAUUUGAAGGUUCAACCAUUCUUCAAGGAAACCAACUCCAGUGACACACCACAAUUCGGUGACUCCUUCAACUGUGUAGGAUUCUUCUCAGUACCGAUAUGGUCUGGUCUCUUUGUCACCUUUGUGAUGCUGGCCAUUACCUUUUAUGGUAUUAUGAUGAUGCUGGACAUCAGAACGAUGGACCGUUUUGAUGAUCCCAAAGGUAAAACCAUCACCAUCAACGCAGUUGAGUAAUUUAAUAAAGUUUCUACGCCAUUACAUAAGGAGAACCGUUUAAAAAAUAUAUUUUUAUGCAUUUAAUAAUAUUGGAACAUAAAAACUACUAAAAUUUAAAAAAGUUUAAAGUGUUUGAUAAUGAUUUUUUAACCUCUAAUAUAAUUUUUUAAAUGUAAUGGCGUUAAAGUAACACAAAGUUAGCUCAAAUGUAAUAGUGUAGGUACAGCAUUUUGUGGAAUUACCCAAAACAGUUGAAGCUUGAAUACUUAAAGAAAUUGACGUUUGACAUUUCACUGUUUUGGUGUCUGGUGUUGCCAGAUGAUAGUUACUAUUAAAACCAGGACGUGCCUAACUUCAAUAUGUAUUCUAUAUAUUUGUGAUAGUAUGUAGAUAAAUGCUAAAUGAAUUGAUAUACGCACUUAGAAGUAUUAGAAUGCUUAAUGGCCUUUCCCGAUUCGACAACGAUUCCGAGCUUCGUGCAUAGAUUAAAAUGAGAUUUUUUUAAAUUGUCGAUGAAAUGUGUUCCCUCCAUGCUAGUGCCAAUUUUCAUUCCAAUUCGUCUAAAAUGUAAGAUUUAAGAAUUGUUAUUAAGUGACCUUCACAAUAAUAUUACCAAUAUUUCUAAUAAAAAUAUUUAUUGAUUGUUAAUUUAUUGUCUGAGAGGCGCCAUUUAACAUCUGGUGAUUCAAAAUGGCUGCCGUCAACAUCUGUGUGAAUUAGAUGUAAGCGAAAUGUCUACAUAAAUCAUUUUUUUCUUGUAAAUAUAAUUUUCAAUUUUUGUUGUUUUGAUCAAGUAUUAAAUCGUGAGACCAA
Molecule: messenger RNA, 2103 nt
Organism: Pieris rapae (cabbage white)
Lineage: Eukaryota; Metazoa; Arthropoda; Insecta; Lepidoptera; Pieridae
Gene: VhaAC45
Product: V-type proton ATPase subunit S1
Exons: 3
Coding region: 121-1308 (395 amino acids)
Cellular component (GO): proton-transporting V-type ATPase complex
Source: RefSeq, a predicted model, not a curated record